Molecule: messenger RNA, 2726 nt
Organism: Numida meleagris (helmeted guineafowl)
Lineage: Eukaryota; Metazoa; Chordata; Aves; Galliformes; Numididae
Gene: MTHFSD
Product: methenyltetrahydrofolate synthetase domain containing
Exons: 9
Coding region: 63-1088 (341 amino acids)
Cellular component (GO): cytoplasm
Molecular function (GO): RNA binding
Source: RefSeq, a predicted model, not a curated record
CGUAGCCUGGAGCGGAAGUGGGCGGGGAGAAGCGAGGCACCGCCCCUCGGCGCCGCGCCGCCAUGCAGGAGGGCGUGCGGCUGCGCGCGGGCGCCUCCAAGGGGGACAUCCGGGAGAAGGUGUGGGACUACCUGGAGGCCUGCGGCCUGGCCGAGUUCCCCCGGCCCGUGCACCACCGCAUCCCUAACUUCAAGGGGUCUCAUCAGGCUUGCUGCUCUAUUAAAGAGCUUGAUGUGUUCAACAGAGCAAGUGAGAUCAAAGUGGAUCCAGACAAACCUCUGGAAGGUGUUCGGCUAGCUACGCUGCAGGCAAGGAAGACUCUGUUGGUUCCAACACCGCGUCUGAGGAGUGGGCUGUUCAACAGGAUUGUUCCACCUCCAGGUGCAACUAAGGAGACACUGCGGAUAUGUGCUACAUCUCAAGGCAUAAAAGAGUACAGUGUGCCUGUAGGUCUCGAUGGGAAAGCACGAGUGGACUUGGUCGUUGUAGGAUCAGUGGCUGUCUCUGAAAAAGGCUGGAGGAUUGGAAAAGGAGAAGGUUAUGCAGACAUGGAGUAUGCAAUGAUGGUGUCAAUGGGAGCAGUGACAGAGGAUACACCUGUAAUUACUAUUGUGCAUGACUGCCAGGUAGUUGACAUAGCAGAAGAGCUCCUUGGUGAUCACGAUUUAACGGUUGAUUAUAUACUCACGCCAACAAGAACUAUCAAGACUAAUUGCAAACGACCAAAACCACGUGGAAUAAUAUGGCAUAAGGUCAGCUAUGAGAUGCUGGGGAAAAUCCCCAUCCUUAAGAGUCUUCGGUACGAAGAGAAACAGGCGGGCAAGGAUGUUACCCUCCAAGAUGAACAGCCAGACUUUGCAAAUGCCAGCAAGUCAGCAGCAUUAAAUGAGAAGGCAGUGGCUGGAAAUACAAGACCGCAGGCUUCAACGGGCUCAGCUGAAAUAGGACAACAGCUGACCAAAUUCCUGCUUGAGGAGACAGCAGAUUUUGAAGAAAGAGUGAAUGGGGCAGUUUGCAUCUUUUGGGUCUAUUGUUUCAGGCUCUCUGCACGCUCAGGAAGACAUCAGUUGUACAUGAGUCACUUCUGACUCUUCUCUCAAUCUACAUAACUCUGAAAUGUAAUACUUUUCAGUGAAUCCUUAGACUCUGAUCUCAUAAUGAAACUCGAGGAACUGAAGCCUGCUCAUUUUUUUUUUACUUUGGCCCAGAUCAAGGCUAUGCAAGAUAUUUUACUAACGAUCAAGCCACGAAGCCCAUGCCCUAAGGGAUUUACUGUCUGAAUUAACAAGCUUUAAAAAUGAGAACCUUUACUAAAGUAAUAAUUCUUCGUUUUCUGGUAGCUGUAAUUGUGGCCCUGCUGUUAGCACCUAGGGUGAGCUUGGCUACAUAUACAUGGAUAUGUUGCCUCAUCUCAGGUGGCUGCUGAUGCACACAGCCCUUCUUUACUGCAGUGACUGAAGCACUAGUCUGGGACUUCCAAAGUCUCAACGCUUCAACCCUUUUCUCUAUACAUGCCCAGAGCAAUGGAGAGAAUGUACAUCUUACCAUUUAACCCCCAUUCUCUUUCUGUAUGAAGGGUGAGAGAUCCUCACAUUUUAAGACUCUCAUGCUAAAAACAUCCACAGUGAGAAAGAAGUGCCUGGAUGUUGCAUAAAACUCUAAACCGCCUUUGAUAAAUGGAUGGUCUGUAUUCAAUAGGAAAUGAAGUGAUCCCUAACGCAGACAGAUUUCAGCCCACUUGCAGCAGCAGCAGAGCCUGUGUUUCACUGCUGCGCGAUGAGAAGAAAAGUUCAGCAGUACAAUGGGAAAUACUUUACUGAGCCAACUUUGUUCAGAAGUAAUUAAAAACGAGGUCUUUCUAUUCUCUGUGCAGCCUGAUGUCCUCACUUGUCAUGUGGUUCGAUGCAUUCUUUCCAGUUCCUUUCAUGGCACAAAACAAGUUGGGAUGUCGUUAUUGCAUGCCCCUCUCUUCAAGGGUUCAAUGGGGAAAGAUGCUGAACAGCUCCAGAGGCUGCAGUGAGCAAACCCAGCCCAAUUUCUGUGGCAGCUGAGAGGGUGCAGAGUCUGGCAGCGACCACCCUAGGUGCUAUAUGAGCUUCCCAGAGUGAUUUUUGCCCCCUCUGUUCAUCCUUUUCUAUCCCCACUUAGGGGAGAGAUGCAAAAAGAAAACACUAUCAGAGGGAUGGAGCCUCUACCAGGUCCAUUAGGCUUGAGAACGUGGUCAGUUUGGAGGGGAUUUUCUUUUGUUGAACGAUAUUAGUCACAGCGUGGUGUGUGGCACAGAGCAGUGAGGCAACAUUGUGAUCUGCUAACAAUAAAAACGAGGUGGCUAACUGCCACUCAGCACUGAAAACUAUACAGUCAUGAGGGUUUUCCUUCAGACAGCUAUGUCCAUGCAUUUCCUGGAACGUGGACAAGGCCACACAGCUUCAAUCCACCAAAGACAACAGUGAGUAAACAAGGCAUGUUGCUGUGUAGUCUUCUCUAAGUGACAAGAGUCAGAGAUUAUUUGUUUCCAUGGAGAGAACAAGGGGAAAAAAAAUAACAUCAGGGUGGGAAGACAGCAAAGCCUGCUCCUGUGUGACACAGCCGGGUCCCCAUCCAGCCCUCCAGCACCCAUUCACAUCAACCCCUCAUUCCCUCACAGGAAGCAGUCUUUAAGGACAGAUGAUUUAGCUCAUUAUCUAUGAUCAGAGACCAGUAAAAUAAAAGGGGUGGUUAAAUAA